This is a messenger RNA of Carica papaya (papaya), 1359 nucleotides long. RefSeq lists its product as uncharacterized. NCBI's taxonomy places the organism in Eukaryota, Viridiplantae, Streptophyta, Magnoliopsida, Brassicales, Caricaceae. The record is from RefSeq and is a predicted model, not a curated record.
CAUAUUCCAUAUAAACAUGAUGAAAAGGUGCUUCUACGAUCUUAAUUGGCGACUCGUCUUCUCAGUUAUCCCUUCUCUAUCUCUUUUCGUUCUUUUCUCCAUAUAUUCAGCUCCCUUAAAUCCACUUCCCUCCUUGGUUUUCUUCCGUUCCUUGAUUCACAACUCCACUACUUAUUCUUAUUCUCCCAAUCUGCCGCCGGGUUGGAGUUCGAACACGACGAGUGGUGAGUCGGCGGAGGGUGGAUGGAGGGAGGAGUUGAAUCGGUCGAGAAUUGCCGUGUGUUUAGUGGGUGGAGCGAGGAGGUUCGAGCUGACUGGCCCGUCGGUGUGGAGAACAUUCCUGAAGGUGUAUCCAAAUGCAGACCUGUUUCUGCACAGUCCAAUGGACAACAACGCCUUCAAGUUUUCUCUGUUAAAGAUGGCGCCAAGACUGGCCUCCGUCAGAAUUUUUGAACCUAAACGCAUAGAAGAGACAGAGUCACAGGUCCAUGUCCUCACCGCACGUAAUUCUCCAAAUGGCAUUCAGGGCCUUCUACAAUAUUUCAAUCUAGUGGAGGGAUGUCUGACGAUGAUCCACACUUACCAGAACCAAAAAGGUUUCAGCUAUGAUUGGAUAAUCCGGACAAGGGUAGAUGGAUACUGGAGCGCACCACUUGACCCAGAAAACUUUUUACCAGGUCAGUACCUGGUUCCAUCCGGUUCCUCUUACGGCGGACUCAACGACAGACUAGGCAUCGGCGAUCUCAAAACCUCAAAAGUGGCGCUCUCCCGUCUCUCUCUCAUCCCAAAACUUGAGGCCGCCGGCUACACCGAACUCAACUCCGAAGCCGCAUUCAAAGCCCAACUCGACACCCAAGGCAUACAGUACGUAACCAAACGCCUCCCAUUCUGCAUAGUGACGGACCGCAGAUACGAGUUUCCUCCCUCCCGUUAUGGGGUACCAGUUGCUGCCUUAUCGAGUCCCGGUCCGCUGAGUGGAGCCAAGUGCAGGCCAUGUACGCCGGUGUGUCGAGGGUCGUGCGUGGAAGAUGUGAUGACGUCUCUGUACAAAGACUGGAGCUGGACAGAGUGGGGAAAUGGGUCGGUUGAGCUGUGCGAUGCUCGUGGCGAAUGGGAGAGAGGGUGGCAGAGAAUUUUCGACAGUGUUUCAGGGAAGAUGGUAGCGAGUGAGAGGAAGAGGGUUUGGCGGAUGCAGUUGAAAAAUUGUAUAGAGGAUUUUGAGGAAAUGGAAAGGCAGAGUUUCAGCUGGGAUGCUCCUCCUAUAGAGGAUAUAUGUGGGUAUGGAUUAGGAGUAAACAACGGCUAGCGGGAUUGGAAAGGGAUGAGGAGUAAGAGUACUGAUUUUUGGCAAUUAAGAGA